This is a messenger RNA of Triplophysa rosa, 5039 nucleotides long. Its product is annotated as mucin-2. Lineage: Eukaryota; Metazoa; Chordata; Actinopteri; Cypriniformes; Nemacheilidae. The transcript has 5 exons. The record is from RefSeq and is a predicted model, not a curated record. Bases 162 to 4754 code for a protein of 1530 amino acids.
GGGCGGCGUCGGGUCAUUCAGACGUUAUGAUGGGUCUGCCUCACCGUACGCGAUUUUUUCCACUGGAAUGUACAGUCUUUGAUGGAACUCGAGGGUAAAACCGAUGCCCGGAGGGGAUAAGGGGAGGUAACCAAAUCUGACGAGCAAGCGACAGUAUUGCAAUGUCAACAGAUGAUCUAAAGUUGCAGCAGUCAACUCGUAAAAGUGGAGAGAGAGCCAGCGUGUCUUGUGUCGUCUCAAAUCAGGACAGAUUUUACGCGCACGCUGACACAGCACGUUCUCAGGAUGUAAGUGAGGAUGAGAAGGACUUUGAAGCCCAAACUACAGCAACUUCGCCAUCACUGCAGUUAACCGGCCAGCAGAAAAGCAGCAGAGAUCUGCAGAUCAAGCAGAUCAUACUACUCAGGUCCAACAAAGACACCAGCAAGACAUCAGAGGAUCAAAACGAAUCUUCCAGAUUCACCGCUGUCCUCUCUAUCCGUCUUCCCAUCAAAAGAAACAAAAAAGACACAGCAGAGGACACAGAAGAAACACUGCUGAAUAACACUGACAUUGACAACUCGCAUGAAACGCUAAGGAGAACAGCUAAUAAACACCAUACAGAGCUAAGGGACAGAUUUUCAACAACAGAGAUUUUUUUUAAGGACGGGGAUGGGCCAAAAUCACCUUUUGAUGAAAACAGCUUUUCCACUCCACAAAGUCAACAUGGACUUACCACACCUUACCAGGGACAAGAUACAGGAAUACAACACAACGUACACCUUGAUGAACGAACACAAAUAGCCAACAUCGACUCUAUGAGACAUUCUACUCUACAGUCUAUUUGUGUGAUACGACCAGAAUUCAGCAAGGGGACAAAUGCAAACAAGGAAUCUGGAGCCACUGACCACAGAGAAAACGUUUUAACAACUCCACAUGACAACAGUCAACUGACAUUGCUUGGAAAAGACAGUAGUCUAAAAGCAAGCGCUGAUCGCAAGCUCUUUACAUGCCGUUCAGAGGUACUAAGCCAGGUGUUAUCAUUAGCCCCUUUUCCCACACCGCCUUCUGGAAGUAGCCCUGAUCCAGAACAAAGUCAUCUCAAUCCUGCUUCAGCUAUGUUAGCAUCCGCCCUGGUCUCAGUUCUUGUACCACCUUGGAGUGGCCGUCUUAGAAGACCCAAACAAGGAGGCAGUGAGGUAGAACAUGAAUCACAAGAUUGUGGACAGAAUGCCAACCCAUCUACCUCACUCCGCCAAGACCCCCGUCAACAACCGUUUCUUCCCUCCUAUAGACCACUAGCUGAACAUGUGAUACAAGAGCCCAAUGACAACGACACUACUGGAACCAGCUACAGUUCUCCUGAAUGGCAAAAAGAGAAUAAUUCUCCAAACAUCACAACUACAAUUCAGUCUAAGAGAGCUAUUAUGAAAACGUUUUCUGUGGACACAUAUAGAGCCACAAUGUACAACAAUGCAGAACUACACCAUGUUCCCAUACCUCUGGACACUGGUCAGGUACCCAAGUCAUCCCGGUCUGAGGAACAUAAAGAACACAGAAUAUCAAAAACUGAAGAUCAAAGUGAGUCUUUCAAAUCAUUGAGCUCCAAGCCAACAACAAGCAGCCUACUUCUGUCAUUGAGGAGGGCAAAUUUGAGAAGGCUCAAUGAGGAGAGCACACAAAUGCAGACUCCGAUAACUCGGCCUGUCAGGUCCCUUACAUUGCCAAGCAGAAGUAUAUUAAAGAAUGCUCAGUCGUACACCUCUGUUUUUCGUAGUGAGGAAGCCGGAGAUACAACAGAGCCAUACUCAUUUCCAGACACUCCUUCAAAAACAGAGGGAAUAUCAGAUCAUUUUAAUUUCUUACCUAGAAGUAAAAGGGUAGUGACAAGGCCGUCCCUGUUUCUAAACAAAACAGAUUCAGAAAUUUCAAAGAAUCCAGAGACUUUCAUUGCAAGAGGUGAGGAGCACAUUUCCCUCAACUCCACAAGCAAAUCCAGCCCACCUGAAAUUCCCAAACCUCAGCAGCAUUCUUUUUCCUUGAGAAAAUACACCAAAAUAGAAGGUGGUGAUCCAAUGGAACUAGUUAAUUCCAAAAAUACAAACCAGCGAAACUCGAAUAUUAACAAUAAUCCAGACACUUUCUCCCAAAUUUCUUCAAACAAUAAAACAAAUUUGAACAUAGAUGUUCCGCGAACAGGCUUUAAUGGUGGAAACUUAAAAUCACAAAAUAUACCAGAGAGCAAAUCUAUAGCUACAAGAACCUUCACAGACACUCUUAAAUUCUCACCCAGGAAAGAGAACUUUUCCGUUGAUGGAAUCAAAACAACAAAUGAAGGGCAGACAUAUAAGGACACUGAAAAGAAAGCUUCUCAGUCAAGUCAAAGCCCAAUGGAUCUUUCAAGUCCUCUGUCGCCAAGCAGACCUACGAAAGGUUUUCGUGUUCCAAGCAUCUAUUCUUACCUACGAGAGUCCAGCCCAGCAGUUUCAACCACUAAUUCCCCUUCAACUCCUUUUUCCCACAUACAGAGUGCUGAAAGUUCUUCCUCUCCUAUUCAAGGUGGAGGUAAAAUACUGCCGGGUGACAGAAAUACUGUUCCCUCCAGAUUUUCUUUUGACAUCGGCCCAUUUGAUUCACAGCCGUUAAAAAAAGGCUCUUCCAGUUCUCUUACCGGCCCAGCUCAAUCUCUGCCUCCUGAUUUUGGAAGAAAAUCAGCACCCCGUCUUAGCACUUCUCCAUAUUCCACUCUCAUUUCCUCAAGACCUGCACUCAACAGCACUUUACAAAGUCUGUCCUCUCCACCAGCAGCCAAACCACAGCAACAAUCUACAUCAGAUGAUACUAUAACCAUACGUGUUUACCCUAUAAAACUUCACCCAAGUCCUUCUUCCUCCAUGUACAAGAACGUAACAAAGAGACCAAAGGAACAGCUAGGUUCUCUAGACAGAGAACAGAAGACAAGCGCAGCGAACACUUCUCAGGCUUAUUUAGGUGCACCAGAUAAUCACAAACCUGCCCAGCCAUGUCUCUCACAAACCGUACCACGUUUUUUCACAGAGCGCCAAAGUGCAAAUAUAACCCCACACCCAAGGCAGCAACACACAUGUUCUCAUGAGGAACGUAAAGGCUCGAUGGCAGUUCAUCUUAAUAAGGAUAAUUCUCAUUCUAAGCACAGGCUGAAUCUGAAAGAGAAUACGGUAACAGCAGAAAGUAAGCCUCUGCUUGAAGCUGAGAAGGAGACUACAGAUUUGCAACGGCAUGAGAGAUUGCAGGAAAUUCCUAAUUCAAAGAAAGGCCUCUUUGCAUUGCGGGCUAAGAAAGACAAUGUUUUUAUGGCAGACAAAGAUGAUGUUACUCCUCAGUAUUUGAAAACCAAAAGAAAUUCACCAGUAUUGAAAACAAGCAGCAGGAUUGACCAGAUGUUAAGUCGCUUGAAACAGACAUUUGGUGGCAAACGUUCAGACAACACUGUUGACACAAAAACUGGUAACGCCGCCACUCAGAAACCUUUAUACACUGAGACUUUUGAAAGAAAUAAGAGAGAAGAGAAAAGGUGUUCUAAGAGCCAAUGGGAACCCUCUUUGAUUAAUGACAAAACAACUUUGAAAUCAUUGUCACCAGCAACAUUGAUGAAAUCGGAGAAUACGCUAAAUGUGGAUGUCCAAAGCAGGAUAAUGGGUGAAAAAAGUUUGAGUUUUGGGAACUCAUCAUUAACCAACGAUAAAGCAUCUUUACCUUCGUUGGAAUCAUUAUCACCAUUAAGAUUUAGAAAAACUGAGAAAACGUUAAAUGUGGACGGGCAAAGUAGGAUUAGGAGUGAAAAAACACUUGGGAGCCAGUGGGAAGCUCCAAACUCACCUUUGACUACUGAUAAAGUUUCUUUGAAGUCAUUGUCGCCAUUACCAUGUAGGAAACGUGUGAAUCAACUAAAUGUGGAUCGCCCAAAAAGGUGGAGUGAUGAACUUGAAAAACGGUCGUACAGCAGCAGCAAGCACAGGCUAAAUCUCCAUAGUAUGAACCGCUCUGCCACUUUACCACAUUACCGAAACUCAUCUUUCAGUCCCUCAUCAACCUCUUAUCUCUCUGAUUACGAUUCAGAAGACAUUCAGAAUGACAAUGUGUUUUAUAGUCCAGUGAGCAAAAAAAGCAAUUCGCUUUGUGAGUCUGUCAUUGUUCCACAACUGAGCUAUGCUAAGAGUAAUGUGCCUCAAAACCUCACAAGAUCUCGCUUGUCCUCUUCCUGUGCAGAUUUAAAGUACGGUCUGAAUAAUGGGAGAUCUUUCUCUGUCAGCAGUGUUGUUUCAAGCCGCCCUUCAGGUCCAGGACGAAUCUCAACAAGUAGCGUCAGUGACCUAUCAAGUUUAGAUGACUUCAUGCCCAGAGGAAAUUAUUCAGGAUUUGGCUCUCCGAUCAAUAUCAGCUAUUCCCCUACCUAUGGUGCCAAACCUGUCACCUAUAAUCAGUCCCAGCUUGGAAAUACAGAUGAUCAUGUUCUGAAUUUAGAUAAACAAGAGGACUCUUCAUGCUUCUGGGAUGAUGCAGACCCAACUCCGCCUCCCUCACCACCUUUUUCUCCAUCGUCCCGUCGCAUAUCCCAAGCUCUCGCUGUCUCCUCCCCCAUCCGGACAACUCCAGAAAGUCCUCCUCGUGGAAUGCUACCAUCAAGGAGCUACUCAACCAGCCUGACUGUUUUUGAGGAGUCUGGUUCUGAUACCACAACUGAUGACGAAUACUAUCUUGAUAAUGGCAAUGAUGACAUGGAAACAGAACUUUAGUAAAAGUAUUAUGUGUUGUAAUUGUUUCAUUAUUUGGUUGUACAUUGGACAUUUAGAAUGUGUUUUUUCUGUGCACUGGAUCAUUAAUGAGAAGUAGCCUAAAAUAAAGCCAAAACAAGGUCAGGGAAAGUGAAUCUAAAUGAUAAAAGCAUCUAUUAAUUACAUUUGCAAAUCCAGCUCAUACUGUAGUCCAAGAAUCAUAUUUGUGCAUCACAGAAUGAGUGAGGACUGUAUUAAUUUCCUAUGUUAUACAUAAUUAAAACAAUUUCGAGCUUUUUAAAUAUA